Molecule: messenger RNA, 1089 nt
Organism: Ambispora leptoticha
Lineage: Eukaryota; Fungi; Glomeromycota; Glomeromycetes; Archaeosporales; Ambisporaceae
Source: the annotation of a GenBank genome assembly
AUGCCAUAUUAUAAAUUAAAAAAGAAUUUAAUAGAAAGAGAAGACAUAUCAUUAACAAUCAAAUGCCCUGAAAGCAGCCACGAAUAUAGGUUCCAGUUCAACAACCAAUUAGAACUGCGAGAAAGACAACUCAUGAACAAACUUUUGUCGUCACAAAACAAAAUUGAACGUGUUUGCUCCAAUUCGCACGAAAUAACAAAAUUAUUAACAGAAUUAUCUCAAGUAUGUCGUAAUAUACAAGGAAUCACUGUUAGGAUUAAGCAAGAAGUGAAACACAAAUCGAAUCCUGAUAAAGACGUCGAUGAAAUUAUGGAUGAAUCAAAAAGUCUUGUAAAGAUUGUUAUGACGCAAAAACAUUUACGAACAUUUGACUUUUCGUGCUAUAGAGAGCCCAAUUUAUUACCAAAUUUAAUUUUAAAUGGAUUAUCUGGGGAGAAAUUAGAGUUGUUCGAAGAGUGGCAUACACAAAGAAAUUGUGUUCUCAUUAUGGAAGCGUUAGAAGCGCAUGCACACAGCUUAGAAGUUUUGUCAUUCGAUGGACUAAAUUCCUUACAUUGGAAAGAACUUGCCAAUCUACAAAAAUUCAAUAAACUUAGGGAAUUAAAUUUUUCAAACUUAUCAUAUCGAUGGAAUUUAUCUCCGUUGAAAUUACUCUACACAUCCGAUUUACCAAAUCUUCAAAAACUAUCAUUCAGAAAUUCUCAAAUUUACGCUCACGGUAUCUUGAAGAUUAUUGAAACGAACUCGCAACACUUAACCUCCCUCGAUCUUCGAAUCGAACGAAAAUAUUGGGUACCAUCAUACAACAUCGACAAAGACUAUCACCUAUUCUUUAAACAUGUUGGACGCGUUUGUCCUAAACUUUUACAUUUUUCUUGUUUCAUAACAUUCGUUAAAGAUUUGGAAUCAAUACUUGACCUCGUUAAAUCCUGUACUAAACUACAAACUUUAAUUAUUGAUAAGCACGAUUCUUGGAAAGCGCGUAAUUGUGAUCUCGAUGCCAUUGAUAAUUUCUUAAGUAGUAUAACAAGUUUGAAAUCAAAAAAUUUAAAUACUUUUUGCUUCGUUAUUAUCCCGAUGGAAAAUUAA